AUACAUGAAAAACUUAUUGACGUAAAUAUACCAUCUCCACCAACGUAGCAAGAACGUAAUCUAGUUUAACAAAAACUUUUAGAUUGUUGCAUCAGACAAGCCGGAACCCAGUAAUGUUGUGACCCAUUUAAUAUCAAUUCAUAACAGUUUAAGACGCGGACACGUGCGGAGCUCCCGUUAACUUUUUGCUAAUAUUUUAUUGAUAUACAUAAAUAUACGGUUCAUCUAAGAAAAUAUGAGUGUAACUGUGCCGUCGAUUUUAAAAUACCUAAAUAACAGCAACAGUUUUAAUAUCAUGGGUGACAAUGAAAAUGAAGGCUCGUCCAGAGCCAAGAAACGAAGGCUUGAUCACUUAACAUGGGAAGAAAAAAUACAAAGAAAAAAAUUAAAAAAUCGCGUAGCUGCACAGACAUCUCGAGAUCGCAAGAAAGCAAAAAUGGAACAGAUGGAACAGGCAUUGAAAGAACUCUACGAUAAAAAUCACGAUCUGAUGGCCGAAUGCGAACGUUUACGGGCGACCAACGAGAAAGUUUUGGCAGAGAACAGAAAUCUCCACAAUCAGCUGCAACGCGUUCCAUGUCCGAACUGUGGCACGCAAAGUCGGCCUGUUGAGUGCGAUGACCAGAGCGGUUCGACAGAAACCCCGAACCCUCAACCGCAGGGCCUGGUCAGGCACUCAGCAGCGACUUUGAGUCGCCGACAGUCAUCGGUAAUGGCCGUUCAGAAGAUUGCGGCGGCUUACCUUCUUUACCAGAUCUUCUCGAUGAGCUCAACCGCGACGUCGACCUCACCUCGUUGGAAGAAAUCACCCAAAGCCUUCUCGAAGAUAUCGCCGCAGACUUGGAAGCUACUACUCAAAAGACAAAUAGCCAAGAAUCGAGUCAUAUUGCGACGGAAGAACUAUUGGUGGGGCAAACACCAAAAGUCAUGGAAUCCGAUCGAAGUGAAAGGUUAACGAAUACUAAAUCGGAAUUGGAGUCUGAGAUCUCUCAGUAUCUCCUCCUGCAUCAUGACUAUUUUGCGAAACCUCCAGAAUCGAAACUUACAAGAAAAAAAUUGACAACAAAAAAAUCACAUUCACCAUACAAAAAAUCAUCGCCAAAAGAAAAAUCUAAACCAAAACUACAGGAUAUUCUUCCGAAAUCUAAUUACGCCAAUAUCCCAGAAAUUAUUACUAACACUGAAGAUACGUUGUAUGGCAACUUAGAAGAUGGCACACAGUGUAUUGUCAUUGUUAGUGAUGACGAAUUGAGAUUAGAUGAGGCGGUAACGGAAGUUGUUACAUCUGAAAAUGUUUCGUUUUGUUCAGAUGCUAGUUAUUUGGAGGCUCCUAAUAUUACAAGAGAGGCUUUGUCACCAACUCCUAGUUCUGGAUAUGAAUCAAUAGGAUCUCCAAAUAUUGAGGAUGAUUUGUGGGAUGAGUGCGUCUCAGAAUUAUUUCCAUCGCUACUUUAAUUUUUGGUUUAAUUAAAGCAUUUUUCUCAAUGAUACAUUUAUGUAAAUAUAAUGGUGAAAGUUUUAGAUCUUUGUAUUGUAAAUAUAUUUUUUAAGUGUUAUUUCUUUAUUGUAAGUUAUCGAUUUUAAAUAAGCUUUUCAAUAUAGUUGUGAAACAUAUAA
Onthophagus taurus is the source of this 1617-nucleotide messenger RNA. RefSeq names its product X box binding protein 1 (gene Xbp1). Gene Ontology annotation, cellular component: nucleus. The record is from RefSeq and is a predicted model, not a curated record. NCBI's taxonomy places the organism in Eukaryota, Metazoa, Arthropoda, Insecta, Coleoptera, Scarabaeidae. Gene Ontology annotation, molecular function: RNA polymerase II transcription regulatory region sequence-specific DNA binding; DNA-binding transcription factor activity, RNA polymerase II-specific. Gene Ontology annotation, biological process: regulation of DNA-templated transcription.